This is a messenger RNA of Phyllostomus hastatus (greater spear-nosed bat), 3502 nucleotides long. RefSeq names its product eukaryotic translation initiation factor 1A X-linked (gene EIF1AX). Gene Ontology annotation, cellular component: cytoplasm. Lineage: Eukaryota; Metazoa; Chordata; Mammalia; Chiroptera; Phyllostomidae. The transcript has 8 exons. Gene Ontology annotation, biological process: translational initiation. Gene Ontology annotation, molecular function: RNA binding; translation initiation factor activity. The record is from RefSeq and is a predicted model, not a curated record. Bases 16 to 540 code for a protein of 174 amino acids.
AAUUUCUAGGGGGUGAUGCCUGCUUUAGUGACCACCAUCAGGCACCAUCAAUUCAUGGCUAAACUUGCACCAUCCACUCCAAAUCAGGAUCCAGAGAUGGUCUACAGGUUGCCAUUGGUUGGUAAAGGAGGUAAAAAUAGACGUAGGGGUAAGAAUGAGAAUGAAUCUGAAAAAAGAGAACUGGUAUUCAAAGAAGAUGGACAAGAAUAUGCUCAAGUAAUCAAAAUGUUGGGAAAUGGGCGCUUAGAAGCAAUGUGUUUUGAUGGUGUAAAGAGGUUGUGUCACAUCAGAGGGAAAUUGAGAAAAAAGGUUUGGAUAAAUACGUCAGAUAUAAUACUGGUGGGUCUACGAGAUUACCAGGACAAUAAAGCUGAUGUAAUUUUAAAAUACAAUGCAGAUGAAGCGAGAAGUUUGAAGGCGUAUGGCGAGCUUCCAGAGCAUGCUAAAAUCAAUGAAACUGAUACAUUUGGUCCUGGCGAUGACGAUGAAAUCCAGUUUGAUGACAUUGGAGAUGAUGAUGAAGACAUUGAUGAUAUCUAAAUUGACCUCGACAUUUUACAUUCCACCUUCUCUGAGGAUUGAUCAACAAUUUGGAUUUUGGCUGUUGCCUGUUAAAGAAGAUUAAAAUUAUCUUUAGUUUGAGUACAGUUUGUUAAAGCAGACUGAUUUGUUUCUAAGGUAUUUCUUUAAAAACUGGUAGUGCUAAAUUAAAGUAAAUUUUAAGCCCACUUCGUUCUUUGGUGUAAUGGAGCUUAUGGGUAAAAGAGCACAUCUACUAUUUUUCAAAAGAGGAAAAACUUCAUUACCUUUCCUACUUCGACCACUUCAGUAAGUAAAUGGAUGUUUUGAAUAAACCAUUUGCCCUAUACUUGUGGAUUAUGGUUAAGCCCUACUUUUGACUGGCCUGUCGACUGUACAGUGACUUUCUGUAUAUUUCAGUUACCUACAUGUCCCUUUGCGGUUUUGAUAAAAAUUAAGGGAGCAGAAAUUUUCAUUUGAAGUCAAAUGAUUAGGUCUCUUUCAUAUUUAAGUAUCAUGUGACUAUUUUUAUACUGAUUUUGAUAUUACAUAUUUCCUUUUCAUGACCUUAUUUUGCCACUAUAAACAUCAACAAAAAAAACGUUUCCAAGAUGCAGAUUUUAGAACCUGGGUUUUAAUAGCAAUUUUUAUUUGUAAGGUUAGUAGUUGCAGAGAUUGAACACUAGGUGGCACCCAGUUAUCUUAACAUCAGAAAUACUGAUAUAGUUGUCAACUUUUUUUAUUAACUUACUGUGCAUAGGAAAUUUCUCAACCAAGAAGAUUGUUUUGGUCAUGUGCAUGUAUGUGGAAUAUUUUUGCAGAACAAAGGAUUACAUUGUGUCAUUUUAUUUCAGAAGUCAUAUACAUGUGAGCUACAAAAUUUUGAAUGCUGUAUAAAUGAAAAUUAAUCCCGUAACAACUUACAUAAGUUGAAUGUUUUUCAAACUAUCCCAAAGCUGGGGAAAGAGGAGGGAAUAACAUUUAAUGAAAAAAAUGGUCUCCUAUUUCUGAAUGAAAAAGCUACAGUGGAGAAAUAUAAUAAAGACAAUGUCACAUUGCAAACUCUAUUAUACCUUACUUUGUGUUUAGGAUGUAUUUUAUUGUGGGUUCAGUUUUUUUUUUUUUUGGUUUAUAUGUUACUGAGAAUUUAGAUUCACCCUUCCUUAUUUAGUUUUUUGUUUAGCAACACUAGUAAAAUGAAAUUAAGGGGUGGACUAGUUAGACCUCACUAGUCACAUUGAAAUCAUAUGCAACUUUAAAAGAAGAGAUCCAUCAUGUAGCACGUGAAGAUUUUAUUCUGCUGGUCUUCAGAGAACUUUGCCGUGGUGAAAAGUAACAUAAAGGGGAAUAAACUUUCAUGUGGCUUCUAAGAAAACAUCUUAUCUCAUUCCAUGCUUAGUAUAAUUUCCUAAGUGCAAAUUCUGAAAUCAAAAUCUGGGGUUCUAUAAAACAUUUUUUAAAGAUUUUAUUUAUUUUUUAGAGGGGAAGGGAGGGAGAGAAACAUCAGUGUGUGGUUGCCUCUUGUGUGUCCCCUACUGGGGACCUGGACCACAACCCAGGCAUGUGCCCUACCUAGGAAUUGAACUGGUGACCCUUUGGUUUGCAGGCCUGGGCUCAACCCACUGAGCCACACCAGCCAGGGCCUAUAAAACAUUGUUAAAUCAAAGAAGAGAAAUUAAGGGUGAACAUUUGUGGUUCAUGUUUCUUAUUUGGUGUUACUGAACACUUACCUAGGUGGGAUGUAUGUGAGCCCAUGGGCUAGUUUUUAAUAUUUACAAGAAACCAGCCUCUAAGAAUUGUCAAUAGUUAACUCUUUGCCUGGGAUGCAGUUCAUGGUAGGGGUAGUGCAACAUCAGUUUUUCUACUUAACUCCUCUAAUAUGUUUUAUCUAAAGAUUCUUUAAAAAUUACAAUAGCCCUAAAUCUUCACGUGUUAGCUAGCGAUUUUUUUUUUCUUGCCUUGGUAGUAACAGCUCAAUAUAGUGCUGUUGCAUCCUGGAAAAUCAGAAAUAAUUAAAAUAGGUGAGGUAAAGUUGUGGCUCAUAUGCAUCACUACUUGGAAUUAUUUUACUAACUUGUCUUUAAUGUGGGAAUAAUACUGUUUUCAUUGAUUUCAUUCUAUUUCAAAUGAGGAAUGGAAGUAGUCCUUAAGGAAAUUUUGUUUUUGGGGUUUGGGAGGUUUUUUUUUUUUUUGGAUAUACUCUGAUUCCUAAAAUACAAAGCUAUAAAGUGUGUUGUGAGAAAAUAAAAUGUUUGAAAUCCAAGGAUAAUAGUUCUUACUGCUAAGAGGUGUAAUAGUUAAUUACUAAUGACUUUCAUAGGCUUGCUUUUUUCAUGUAGUGUUAAUUCCACUUCCAGUUAGAGUAUAAACAUGUUGUAUUACUAACUUGGCUAAAUAAUCAAACCAAGUGUUUGUGUAAAAAAAAAAAAGUGUUGCCAAGAUUUGACUGUUGAAUCUUCCUUGAACAUCCAGCCUCUUAAAGAGACUGCCUCUUACUAUGCAUGAUGAAAAUUCUUGUGUUAAGGAAUGGCCAUUGGUUAACUCACCGCAUCUGUGGUAUUGUGGCUAUAAAUAUAGUUGCUUACAAAACUCUUUGUGACUUGUGGUUUAACUUAGUUUCACCUAUGAUGUGUAAAUAUUAAAUUUUAGGAUGCUAUCAGUAUUGACUAAAGAGCAAACCAAGUAAUCAAUUAGGGAAAAGCAUGUUUCAAAUAAAAUACCUAGCUGGAUUUAUACUUUCUUGUAUUAUAUACAGAUUUAACAACAUUCACUAUUAACUGUGGCUUGACUGUUAAAGUAUCAGAAUGAAAGGAAGGUUCUUUAUGUUACCUGGCUGUCAUAAAGAUAAAAGAACUGUAUUGGUAUGAGAUGUUCAGAUCUUUAUCCUGCUUCACAAGAAGUUUCAUUUAUGUUGUUUGGACUCCCAUAAACUUUCACACACCAGUUUGUGUUUUUGAUUUACAUUAAACUACCAUCGUUUUUA